AUGAACUUCGAGAAGAUCAUCACCCUGCCCUCGCUGGAGCCCAGGAGGAACCUGGAAAACAUCCAAGUGGACAAAACCCCCGGCUUCAUCCCGGAGGUGCUGAAGCUGCUGCGGGUCUGUGCGAGCAAGCUGAAGAGUAUCCGGGAGGAUGAGCGGAGCGGGACGCAGCUGGAGAGCGGGAUGCUCUACGCUCUGCAUCUUUGCGAGUGCCUCUUCGACCCCUACCAGACCUGGCGGCGGCAGCUGAGCGGGGAAGUCGUCAGCGCAAAGGAGAAGAGUAAAUACAAGUUCGCCCCGGCCCCUUUGCCCCCCGAGUUCAGCGCCUUCUUCCAAGAGAGAGUUUCCAAGCCGGAGGGCAGCUCCCUGAAACGCUCCAGCUCCGGCUUAUCCAUCUUUUUGGGGCCAUCCUCUCCGGAUCCAAGCCCAACGCGCUGCGGGCCAUCACGCCGGCGACGGUGGAGGUGCUGCUGGGGGUGCUGCGGCGGGGAGGCGCUGGCGCUCCGCGGCGUGGUGGCCGUGGUCCACGUGCUGCAUGGCAGCAGCCCCGGCGCCUGCCCCGUGCCGUUGCGCGUCCUCCUGGAUGGUUACUUCAGGGUGCUCAAUUCGGACCUGCCCGUCGCUUCCUUGGCGCCGGAGGCGGCCGGCAGCCUCAUCGCUCUCCGUGUCCUCAUGCUGGAUGCUAUCCCGGCCAUGCUGAGCUGUGAGGACCGGCCGGUCCUCCAAGCUGUCUUUCUCAGCAACAACUGCUUCGAGCACAUCAUCCGCCUCCUCCAAAACAGCAAGGUCUUCGACGGCAGCUCUGACGCCAUCGCAGUCCACGCCAUCGGGGUUCUCACCGCCAUCAUGAGCAACUCGCCCUCGGCCAAGGAGGUAUUCAAGGAGCGCAUCGGCUAUGCCCACCUCUACGAGGUCUUGAGAAGCCAGGGCCAGCCCACCCAACGUCUGCUCCAGGAGCUCCUCAACAUGGCAGUGGAGGGCGACCACAGCUCCUUCCCGGUGCGCCCCAUCCGCAACGAGCAACCCCUGCUCAUCCUGCUGGCCUGGCUGCCAGCGCUGGCGUGCCAGGACACCUGCGUCAAGGCGGGCAUGGUGGGCUGCCUGCUGGGUGCCCUGGCCACCGAGCCGGCGCUGCCAGCUGCCUGCUCUGAAAAUUUACUGGAGCUGCUGCGGGCAUUGGGCAGCCUCUCCAUCCGCCCCGGGGAGCUGCGGCAACUGCUGCGGCUGCUGCGGCACGAGCGGGGUCAGGGACCGCAUCCCUACGCGGCACCCGUCAUCCGGGCGCUCUCGGGGAUGGCGCGGGUCGAGGGACCCCCCCGAGCGCUGCAGUGCUUCGACCUGACGCCCGGCAUGGCGGGGAUCAUGGUGCCCACCAUCCAGAAGUGGCCCGGUGGUGCCUUCGCCUUCCACGCCUGGUUGUGCCUGAGCGAGGAGGAGCCCGAGCCACCAGUGAGGCCGAAGAGGAGGCAGCUCUACAGCUUCUUCACAGCCGGCGGGACGGGCUUUGAGGCGUUUUUCACCGCCGGUGGCGUGUUGGUGGUGGCCGUCUGCACCAAGAAGGACUACAUGACCGUGGCGUUGCCGGAGUUUGCCUUCAGCGACUCGGCUUGGCACUGCGUUGACAUUGUCCACGUCGCUGGCCGCCGGCCCUUCGGCCAGAACAUCGUCAGCAUCUACACCGAUGGGCACCUGCGGAAGACAGCACAGCUCCGCUUCCCCUCCCUCCAUGAGUCCUUCACCUCCUGCUGCAUCGGCUCCGCGGGCCACCGGACCACCACCACCACCGCCACCACCACCAGCCACCCGCCAGCAUCCCACAUGCCAGAGCUCGUCUUCCCCCCACGCCCCGCGCUUGGCCGCUCCCAGUCCGUCCCCGCCGCCCUGGGCCCCCAUUCUUGGAUCCCCACUCAGCCCCCCACAGAGGGGGUGGUGGCCACCACAGCGGCCGGCAGCCAGGACACCGAGUGGGGCAGCCCCACCUCCCUGGAGGGUCACCUCGGCUCCGUGGCCAUCUUCUGCGAGGCUCUGCAGCAAGCCCAGGUCAAGGCGCUCUUCUGUGCGGGGCCAAACGUCACAUCACCGUUUACACUGGAAGGUGACUUGGUGGAGCUCAGCAGCAAGCUUUUGCUGUACUACACCCCACAGGCCUGCAGGAACAACAUCUGCCUGGACCUCUCUCCCAGCCACGGCUUGGACGGGAGGCUGACGGGGCACAAGGUGGUCAACUGGGACAUCAAGGACGUGGUCAACUGCGUGGGUGGGAUGGGCGUGCUGCUGCCCCUCCUCGAGCAAGUGGUGUCCAAGAAGGAGGAGCCCGAGGAUGAGCAGGAGACCAACGACCUGGUGGGGCCAGAGCUGACGUCCUCCAGGAACGCCCAGGGCAUGCUCAUCCCGCUGGGCAAGUCCUCAGAGAGCAGGCUGGAGAGGAACACCGUGGCCGCCUUCCUGCUGCUGGUGAAGAACUUCAUCCAGAACCACCCGGUGAACCAGGAGAGCCUGGUGCAGUGCCACGGGCCAGCCAUCAUCGGGGCGCUGCUGCAGAAGGUCUCCGGUCCGCUGCUGGACAUGAGCACCUUGAUGGCCUCGCAGAUCCUGAUGGAGCAGAUGGCCUCCGAGGGCAGCGGGCUCCUGCUGCACCUCCUCUACCAGCAUCUCCUCUUCGACUUCCGCAUCUGGAGCAACAGCGACUUCGCCGUCCGCUUAGGUCAUAUCCAGUAUCUGGCCAACGUCAUCAAGGACCACAAGCAGCGCAUCUGCAAGAAGUAUGGCGUGCAGUACAUCCUCGACUCCAUCCGGACGUACUACAGCACCUCCAGGGAGAAGACCACGGCCACCGACGACAUCAAGACAGUGCAGACAUCCCUCUUCAGCUUGGUGAAGGAUUUCUUCUGCAGGAGUUUCUCUGGGGAGGAGAUGCAGAGCUUGCUGAGCUACGUGGCUGGGGCGCAGGAUGAGCAGCAGGUCUGCGGGGCGCUGGAGCUGAUCCACAGCCUGCUGAAGGGCUCGCCUGCCCAGGAGCAGCUCUUCACCUUCCUCUUUGAGCCGGGCCACGUGGAGGUCCUCUUCUCGCUGUUGGUACAGAAGAAGUUCUCAGAUGAAGUGCGGGAGAGGGUCUUCAAGGUCCUCUACAAGAUGCUGAAGUAUGAGAAGGUCCCCGAGCGCAGCAAGAACCGCCUGAAGCUGAAGGACAUCGGGUACCAAGGGCUCAUCGCCUGCCUCAGUGACAUCCCCGGCUCCAUGCUGCUCUUCCGCUGCCUCUCAGAGCAGGUCCUCGGGGCAGACCCCCCCAGCUACAAGGACCUGGUGGCCAUAGUUUACCUGUCCCACCGGGCCGAGCUGACCGUCCGGCUCGAUAUCUGCCGCAAGCUCUUCCACUUGAUCUACGCGCAGCAGGACAUGGUGAAGCAGCUGGCCAGGUUGGCCGGCUGGCAGGACACGCUCACCAAGCUCUACGUCAAAGAGUCCUACGAGUCCCGCCAGCACAGCCUGAGCAUCGCGAGCAACGGGGGCUGCCUGGAGCUCCUCCGCUUCUCAGACCCCUCCAGCAAAGAGGGGACGAGCCCGCCGCCAGCUGAGCUGCAGGAGCUGGACGUCUUCCUGCCACUGGGCUACGAGGCCUCGGACCAGGAGCUCUCCGAGGGUUUUUCCGACCACUCCAUCUCCCCGAGCGGCCGCACCAAGUCCUUCCACUCCUACAACUUCAAGUCUUUCGACUCCUCUGACCGGGCCAGCCGCUCAUCCUCCAACCCUGGUGAUGGUCCUCCCUUCGAUGGUGUCUACCACCCACUCUCACCCUUCUCCACCUCACCCUUCGACCUGGGGCUCGAUCUGGCCAGCACCAGCUCCAUCGCCACGGCCGAAAGCGGCACGCAGACCCCCGCCAGCGGCCCCGGCACCCCCUCGCCCCUGGAGAGCUUCAAGCCCUUCCCGGGGAUGCGAGCACGCAAGAGCUCCAGCCUCUCAAACGUCCUGGAUGAGAGCAGCUACCAGGACACACUGCCCAGUGACAAUGUUUCCAACACCAGCAACCCCCAGCAAACACCCGAGGAGGAGCUGUGCAACCUCCUGACCAACAUCGUCUUCUCGGUGACCUGGCGCGGGGUGGAGGGCUGGGACGACGCGGCGUGGAGGGAACGCGGGCAGGUCUUCUCCGUCCUCACCAAGCUGGGGACAGCAUGUGAGCUGGUACGAUCCCCCGAUGAGAUCAAGCGCAGCCUGCUGGAGAUGAUGCUGGAGUCAGCGCUGACGGAUCUGAAGGAGUCGGGACAGGCCGCCCUGCCCGGCCUCACCCACAACGCCCUCAAGCUGCUGCGGCUGCUCCAGGACUUCUUGUUCUCUGAGGGACACAACAACCAGGCCCUGUGGAGCGAGAAGAUCUACGAGGGGGUGAGCAGUCUGCUGGACAAGCUGGGCGUCUGGUACCACCUGGCCAACGGCACCUCCGACCUCAAGGAGAUGGCCCAGAUGGGUCUACGCAUCCUCGUGGGCUACAUCAUGCUGCAGGACCCCCAGCUGCACUCACUGGCGUACGUGAAGCUGCACAGCCUGCUGCAGACCGCCUCGGCCCCCAAAAAGGACGAGGCCUGCUACCUGCUGGGCAAGCUGGAGACCCCACUGCGACGCUCGUUGGACGCCAAGUCGGAGACCUUCUCCUGGUUGGUGCCCAUCAUCCGGACGCUCAUGGACCAGUGCUACGAGACCCUGCAGCUGCAGCUCUUCCUGCCCUCGCUGCCCCCCACCAACGGCAGCCCCACUUUCUACGAGGACUUCCAGCUCUUCUGCACCACCCCGGAGUGGAGGGGCUUCAUCGAGAAGCACGUGCAGCCCACCAUGGCCCAGUUUGAGAUGGACACCUUCGCCAAGAGCCACGACCACAUGUCCAAUUUCUGGAACGCCUGCUACGAUGCCAUGAUGAGCAGCUCCCAGCGGCGGGAGCAGGAGAAGGCGGCCAGCCGCAAGAUGUUCCAGGAGCUGGUGCUGGAGCCGGCAGCGAAGCGCGCCAAAGCAGAAAACAUCCGGCACGCCAACGUGCUCAAGCAGGCCAACAACCACCACAGCACCGUGCUGAAGCAGUGGCGGUCCCUGUGCCGCCUCCUCACCUCGCCCCGCUCCGCCUGGGCUGACCGGAACCCACCGGAGGUUCGCUGGAAGCUGUCGAGCGCCGAGACCUACUCCCGGAUGAGGCUGAAGCUGGUGCCCAACCUGAAUUUUGACCAGCACUUGGAGGCCAGCGCCCUACGGGACAACCUGGGAGCUGACCACCUCCACAACCCCACCGAGUCCCUCCCACUCGCCAUGGCCAAGGAGGCCAAGGUGAGCGAGCUGGAGGAUGACCAACUGGCUGAGGAGGACCUCCCUGUCCUGGACAACCAGGCUGAGCCCAAGGAGCAGAACCAGCGGGAGAAGCUGGUGGUAUCGGAGGACUGCGAGCUCAUCACAACAGUGGCUGUCGUCCCCGGCCGCCUGGAGGUGACAACCCAGCACGUCUACUUCUACGAUGGCAGCAGCGAGAAGGAGGAGACGGAAGGAGGGAUCGGCUACGACUUCAAGCGCCCCUUGUCCCACCUGCGCGAGGUCCACCUGCGCCGCUACAACCUGCGCCGCUCCGCGCUCGAGCUCUUCUUCAUCGACCAGGCCAACUACUUCCUCAACUUCAAAAAAAAGGUGAGAAACAAGGUGUACUCCUGCAUCCUCGGCCUGCGUCCCCCCAGCCAGAUCUACUUCGGCAGCCGGUCGCCCCAGGAGCUGCUGAAAGCCUCAGGGCUCACCCAGAAAUGGGUCCUGCGGGAGAUCUCCAACUUCGAGUACCUCAUGCAGCUGAACACGAUCGCGGGGCGCACCUACAAUGACCUCUCCCAGUACCCCGUGUUCCCCUGGAUCCUGCGGGAUUACGUCUCGGAGACCCUCGACCUCACCGACCCAGCCGUGUUUCGGGACCUGUCCAAGCCCAUCGGGGUGGCCAACGAGCGGCAUGCCCGGGACGUGAAGGAGAAGUAUGAGAGCUUCGAGGACCCCACGGGCACCGUGGACAAGUUCCACUACGGCACGCACUACUCCAACGCGGCGGGCGUCAUGCACUACCUGAUCCGCACCGAGCCCUUCACCACCCUCCACAUCCAGCUGCAGAGCGGCAGGUUUGACUGCUCGGACCGGCAGUUCCACUCGGUGCCGGCGGCGUGGCAAGCCCGCAUGGAGAACCCUGUGGACGUCAAGGAGCUCAUCCCCGAGUUCUUCUAUUUCCCCGAGUUCCUGGAGAACCAGAAUGGCUUCGACCUGGGCUGCCUGCAGCUUUCCAAUGAGAAGGUGGGCGACGUGGUGCUGCCCCGGUGGGCGCAAUCCCGCGAGGACUUCAUCUACCAGCACCGCAAAGCCUUGGAGUCGGAGUACGUCUCAGCCCACCUCCACGAGUGGAUCGACCUCAUUUUUGGGUACAAGCAAAGAGGCCCAGCCGCUGUGGAGGCCCUCAACGUCUUCUACUACUGCACCUAUGAGGGGGCCGUGGACCUGGACGCCAUCGCCGACGAGACGCAGAGGAAGGCUCUGGAGGGCAUCAUCAGCAACUUUGGGCAGACGCCCUGCCAGCUGCUCAAGGAGCCCCAUCCUGCCCGGCUGUCGGCAGAGAGCGCUGCCCGGAGGCUGGCCCGCCUCGACACCCGCUCGCCCAACAUCUUCGAGAACCUGGACCAGCUCAAGUCCUUCUUCGUGGAGGGCAUCAGCGAUGGGGUGGCCCUGGUGCAAGCCGUGGUCCCCAAGAACCAGGCGCACUCCUUCAUCACUCAGGGAUCACCCGACGUCCUGGUCACUGUGAGUGCCAACGGCUUGUUGGGGACCCACAACUGGUUGCCCUAUGACAAGAACAUCUCCAACUACUUCAGCUUCACCAAAGACCCCACUGUCUCCAACGCAAAGACCCAGCGCUUCCUGCAGGGCCCCUUCGCCCCCGGUGCGGACCUGUGCUCCCGCACGCUGGCCGUGUCCCCUGACGGGAAGCUGCUUUUCAGCGGGGGACAUUGGGACAACAGCCUCUGCGUCACCUCGCUGGCCAAAGGGAAGGUUGUUGGGCACAUCACCCGGCACAUAGAUGUUGUCACCUGCCUGGCGCUUGACCUCUGCGGCAUCUACCUCAUUUCUGGGUCCCGGGACACCACCUGUAUGGUGUGGCAGGUCCUACAGCAGGGUGGGUUUUCCAGCGGCUUGGCUCCCAAACCCAUCCAGGUCCUGUACGGCCACGAUGCCGAGGUGACGUGCGUGGCCAUCAGCACCGAGCUGGACAUGGCGGUGUCGGGCUCCAAGGAUGGCACCAUCAUCAUCCACACCAUCCGCCGGGGUCUCUUCAUCCGAUCCCUGCGACCGCCCGGCGAGAGCUCACCUCCCGCCAUCCUCUCCCAGCUGGCCGUGGGGCCGGAGGGGCAGGUGGUCGCCCAGACCACCGUGGGUCAACGAGCCUGCUUGAAGGACAGGUUUGCGUUGCACCUCUACUCGGUCAACGGGAAGCACCUCUCCACCGUCCCGCUGGACGAGGAGGUGACGGCCAUGUGCCUGACGGAGGAGUUCGUGGUGCUGGGGACCAUGCAGUGCGGGCUGGAGAUCCGUGACCUCCAGAGCCUCAGGGCAGCCGUGCCCCCUGUGCCCAUGCGGGUGCCCAUCCACAGUGUGUCUGUCACCAAGGAGAAGAGUCACAUCUUGGUGGGGUUGGAGGAUGGCAAGCUCAUCGUGGUGGGGGCUGGGCAGCCCGCUGAGGUGCGGCCGGGCCAGUUCCACCGGCGGCUGUGGCGCUCCACACGGCGCAUCUCCCAGGUCUCGGCCGGCGAGACCGAGUACAACCCCGCCGAGGGCAAGUCCUAG
Nipponia nippon (crested ibis) is the source of this 7842-nucleotide messenger RNA. The record is from RefSeq and is a predicted model, not a curated record. NCBI's taxonomy places the organism in Eukaryota, Metazoa, Chordata, Aves, Pelecaniformes, Threskiornithidae.